Molecule: messenger RNA, 4935 nt
Organism: Nipponia nippon (crested ibis)
Lineage: Eukaryota; Metazoa; Chordata; Aves; Pelecaniformes; Threskiornithidae
Source: RefSeq, a predicted model, not a curated record
AUGAGUGUAGAAAAGUCCUUUGCAGAGUUAUCCCAGCCAGACUGGGCUAGCUCAGGUACUGAGUACAUGAUAGCUGUAGCAGGAACAGGGCACAGAAGAGUUAAGUGUUGUCAUAUUCACCCAGGAUCUCAGAGCUGUGUAUGCAAAGGUAAAAGUCCCUGCUUUUGUGAUAGCAUGAAAGGUAAUAAGGGUGAAAAAGGCUUUCCUGGUGCUCCAGGUCCACCUGGUCAUAGAGGCUUUCCUGGUCCAGAAGGGCCUCCAGGGCCACAGGGACCAAAGGGUUCUCCAGGGCUUACAGGCUUAGUUGGACCCAAAGGUAUACGAGGAGUCCCAGGAAUACCUGGAUUUUCAGGUCCCCCAGGGCUUCCAGGUGAACCGGGAACUGUUGGUCCUCCUGGGCGCCCGGGUGUUCCAGGAUGCAACGGCACAAAGGGCGAUCAAGGUUUUCCAGGUCCUCCAGGUAGAAGAGGUGCUCCAGGCAUUCCAGGUAUUACUGGCAUCAAAGGAGAGAAGGGGUGCCCUGCAGAUGGAUAUAACCAAGGGUUUGGUGCAAAAGGUGAUCCUGGAUUACCAGGAAUGCCUGGACUUCAGGGUGCCCAGGGUGCUCAAGGAUAUCCUGGGGAACUUGGACCACAAGGCCCUCCAGGAGCUUCAGGCAUGCCAGGGAAAGCAGGACCUCCUGGACCUAAGGGUCUUAUGGGACUGAAAGUAAUAGGAACCAAAGGAAGAAAGGGUGACACUGGAUUAACUGGACCCCCUGGACCACCAGGAACUGUUAUUGUGACGUUAAGUGGACCAGACAACAUGACGGACUUGAAAGGAGAGAAAGGAGAAAAAGGAUCAAGAGGACUUCCAGGGCCAAUGGGGUUUACAGGGCCAGUUGGUGAUUCUCAGAGUGAAAAGGGUGACCGAGGAGAACCCGGAGCACAGGGUAAACCUGGAAAAGAAGGUGCCCCAGGUCCACCUGGCUUACCGGGACAAAAGGGUGAACAGGGCAAACCAGGACUGGCUGGCAGGCAAGGAGCUAAGGUAUUGUCUAAUGGUUUUGUUGUUGCUUAUGAGGAUGAGACAGAGUAUUAUGAUUAUGUGGUUGGUGAAAAAGGAGAUGAAGGACCCCCCGGACCUCCAGGACCAAAAGGUCAACGUGGCAUGCCUGGGCCACAGGGUCCUCCCGGAGAUGCUGGUAGACCAGGUGUGUCAAGACCUGGUCUGAGAGGUCCCCCAGGAUUUCCUGGGCCAAAAGGAACAAAAGGAGAGAAAGGACAAAGUGGCUUGUGUAUUGUAGGCCCUCCAGGACUACCUGGUAUUACUGGCAGGCCUGGUUCUGUUGGAUUACCAGGUCCUCCAGGAGAACCAGGUGGAGUAACGUUUAGAACAGGCCUACCAGGACUUCCUGGAGAGCCAGGGUGUACAGGACCUCCAGGACCUCCAGGAGAUACUGGCAUGAAAGGUGAUGAAGCUUGCGUGUGUACUGAUUGCAGCUAUAUUCCGGGAAUACCUGGUCUUCCUGGUUCUCCUGGGCCACAUGGCCAAGAUGGCAUGCCUGGUAGAGAAGGAACAACAGGUCCAAAAGGUUCUCCAGGUUCUCCAGGAGCACGGGGGUUUCCAGGAGCUCAAGGACCUCCAGGUUUUAGAGGAGAUCAAGGACAUAAAGGAUCAAAAGGUGAGCCAGGAUAUGUGUAUCCAGAAGGGCCAAAAGGUGAGCGAGGAGACCCAGGGGCCAGGGGAGACAAAGGAAGAAAAGGUUCAAGUGGAUUUCCGGGAAGACCUGGCUCUAAAGGGUACAAGGGUUCUAAAGGUGAAGAGGGAUUGGUUGGUUCAAAAGGAGAUAAAGGACUACCUGGAUUGCCCGGCAGUCUUGGUCUUCCUGGAGAGAUGGGGCUUCCUGGACUGCCAGGAUAUGGACCACAAGGAAUAAGAGGUUUCAAAGGCUCUAAAGGAAGACCUGGUCCACCUGGAUUACCUGGAGAAGCUGGUCUGAAAGGAGAGACCAGCAGGAUAACCCCAUUACCUGCGUUGCCAGGACCUCAAGGACCAGAUGGUUUACCUGGACCCCCAGGAGUGCCUGGUAGGGUUGGAGCAAGAGGUGAGCCAGGUGAUUCAGGACAUCCAGGGCCAACAGGUGACACAGGCUUUCCAGGGCUGGGAUUUCCUGGAAACCCAGGUCCAAAAGGAGAUAAAGGACUUGCAGGAGGCAGAGGGUCACCAGGUUGUGAAGGAAAGACCGGAGAUCCAGGCCGAGCUGGAAACCUAGGACAACCAGGAGAAAAGGGUGACCCAGGCAUGGUUAUUCCUGGAGAGCCAGGAGAUCGUGGCUCACCUGGAGUUCCUGGAGAUCCAGGUUUUCCGGGGAAACCUGCUGAAUGUCUUAUUGGCCUGCCAGGUUUGCCAGGUGGCCAGGGAGCUACAGGCCCACCAGGAGGAAGAGGUUUGCAAGGUUCAAAAGGAAAACUAGGUCGUCCUGGCUUGAGUAUCCCGGGAAUCUAUGGAAAGCCUGGGGAACCUGGAUUAAUAGGUCUUCAGGGAAAUACAGGAUUACCUGGUCCCAAGGGACAGUCUGGAAGGCCAGGAAUCUCUUGUGUACCAGGCUCAAGGGGAGAGCCAGGUAUAAUGGGCCUGUUAGGAAUUCCUGGACCCCCUGGCAUGAUUGGAAGACCAGGCAACCCAGGUGUCAGAGGUUCUUCUGGCUUCCCAGGACUAGAGGGAAGAAAAGGGUUUCUUGGAGCAAAAGGCGAACCAGGUGAUAAAGGUUUUCCUGGACCAUCUGAGACCUUGGUCAGUAUUGGGACUAAAGGAGAACUAGGCUUAAAAGGAGUUCAAGGAAGAAUGGGUCUAAGAGGAGAAAAAGGAGAUGCCGGUGUGCGAGGUCCCCCAGGUCUUGACGGGCCUGAAGGAGUACCUGGUCUACCAGGUGUCAAAGGAUUUAUGGGUCUUCCAGGGAUUCCUGGAGGACAAGGAUUCCCAGGUGCACCGGGAAACAAAGGGGACAUGGGAAUUCCAGGUCCAAAAGGACAGAAAGGAUCUCCAGGCUUUCCAGGACCAUCAGGUGACCCUGGUCCACCAGGCUAUGGUGGCUUUCCAGGUGACAAAGGAGACCGUGGGUACCCAUCUCCUGGGCCUCCAGGAGAACCUGGUCCAAAGGGAGAUCCAGGCCCCCCAGGAGUUUUGGGCAGCAAAGGAGAAAAAGGAUCCCGAGGUCAUCCAGGACAUAAAGGAGUACCAGGACCACAUGGGAUCAGAGGGGAGACUGGAGGUGCAGGAAUCCCAGGGAACAUUGGACCUCCUGGAGAUAUUGGUGCUAAAGGACAGCAGGGCCAUCCAGGACAACAGGGCAUUACAGGCCCUCCUGGUGCUGUUGGAGACCCGGGAAAAAAUGGACCUGCUGGUGAAAGAGGUAAUCAAGGUCAGGAUGGUAUGCCUGGUCCCCCAGGAGUAAAGGGAGAACCAGGAGCACCAGGGAGAGGAAUCCCUGGCCUUCGAGGUAUUCCUGGUCAUAGAGGAAUCAAAGGGGACAUGGGACUGCCUGGCUUUCCUGGGCCACCAGGUAUGAAAGGUCAUCAGGGUGAUCAAGGACCCAUUGGACCUCCUGGCUUGGUGGGGUUACCUGGAUUUCAAGGUGCAACAGGCAUGGCAAUUCCUGGCCAAAAAGGGAACAGAGGUAUUGCUGGUGCAGACGGAAGACCAGGUGCUCCUGGUUUUCCAGGGCCUCCUGGUCUUCCCACUUCCAGCAUUAAAGGAAGCAAAGGUGUUAGAGGGGCAGAUGGCAUACCAGGGCCAACAGGCCCAGCCGGCGACAUUGGUCCUCCUGGUCCAAAAGGAAUAGAAGGUCGAUCAGGUUAUCCUGGUGCCAGAGGGGACCCUGGAUUUCCUGGAUUCCCAGGUGUAAAAGGAGAAAAGGGUAAUCAAGGACCCCCUGGACCACAAGGUGCAGAAGGGCCAAGGGGACCAAAGGGUCCACCUGGAGUGCCUGGGAGAAUAUUCUCCAUCCCAGGAAGCAAGGGUCCUCCUGGACUGCCAGGAAUCCCAGGAACACCAGGUGAUCAAGGAAUUCAAGGGAUUCCUGGACUACAAGGACCUGAAGGAGUAAAAGGUUUACCAGGAAGUUUUGGUCGUCCAGGUCGACCAGGACUGCCUGGUCCAAAAGGAGACAGGGGAUUUCCGGGACAAAGAGGACCACCUGGACUGAUUGGCUUUCCAGGUCUACAGGGGUUACCUGGACCACCAGGUACUAUUAUUGCUGGUCCAACAAGAAGAGGUUUUAUCUUUACUCGGCAUAGUCAAUCGACGAAGAUUCCUUCAUGCCCACAUGGGACAUCACAGAUCUAUGUCGGCUAUUCGCUGCUUUUUGUACAAGGAAAUGAACGAGCACAUGGACAAGAUCUUGGAACAGCUGGUAGCUGCUUGCAGAGAUUUACCACCAUGCCAUUCUUAUUCUGUAACACCAAUGAUGUUUGUAGUUUUGCUUCUCGCAAUGACUAUUCAUACUGGCUGUCAACUGCAGCAGUAAUGCCAGUAGACAUGGCACCAAUUUCUGGCAGGGCACUAGAGCCCCAUAUAAGCAGGUGUGUUGUCUGUGAAGGAGCUGCAAUGGUAAUAGCAGUUCACAGCCAAACAACUGUAGUUCCUGCAUGUCCAGAAGGCUGGAUGUCUCUCUGGAAGGGUUUUUCUUUUGUUAUGUAUACAAGUGCCGGCUCAGAAGCUUCUGGCCAAGCAUUGGCAUCUCCUGGAUCUUGUUUGGAAGAAUUUCGAGCCAUCCCAUUCAUAGAGUGCCAUGGCAGGGGAACGUGUAACUACUACACAAAUUCCUACAGCUUCUGGUUGGCAUCAUUAAAUCCAAGAAGAAUGUUCAGGAAACCUCUGCCACAGACUUUGAAAGCAGGCGAACUGGAAAAUAUCAUCAGCCGUUGUCAGGUCUGCAUGAAGAGACCAGUCUAA